Paramormyrops kingsleyae is the source of this 1292-nucleotide messenger RNA. RefSeq lists its product as uncharacterized. The record is from RefSeq and is a predicted model, not a curated record. Lineage: Eukaryota; Metazoa; Chordata; Actinopteri; Osteoglossiformes; Mormyridae.
GAGCCCUCCUCCAACACUCCCAGGCUCACUGGGAGUAGAUAGGGAAAGCUGAACUUCAAAGAACAAACAAUUCUGACGUCUGGAUUUUCCAGGGUGUCUGCUGGAACUCCGGUCCCAAGACAUGAAAAUGACCCUCGCACAAAGAUUUUGUCGGAUUCUUUUUCUAGCCAGUUUUGUGUUGACAGUUCUGUCUGAACCUCUUCCCACAACGGGGUCUUCUGAUGAAAUCAGUACUGCCAAUGGCACGGAUGUUGUCUCAACAAUCUCUGCUCCCAAUAUCACUGUUUUUUCUACAACGGUUUUGCCAAAUCACACCCAGAAUGAUUCCACCACUGAUAUUUUUUCUCCAAAUUUGACCCAAGACAACCUGGGAUUCUCCAAAUCCACAACACUCUCACAGAUCACAAAUGGAGCUAUAACCCCUCAGAUAACAACAGGCCUUCAACCUUCAACUAAAGUCACAACAACAUCUAAUGUCACGUUCCCUGCCACUACCCAUGGAGCCUGGACAACUGUGAACGUCAGCAGCACAUCAAAUUACACCACUUAUGAAUCACAAACAACUGAAUCACACCUGAAUAAAAACAUCACAGCAUGGACAUCUGCCCCUGGCUAUUUCAACACCCAAGAACCACCAGGUGGAAUGACCUAUUCAGAACAGAACAUGACAAUUCUCUUCAGUGUUGUCACUGGGUUGGCUUUUCUGGUCAUGUUCACGUACGCCAUAUACAGGUGCAAACGGAAGACUCAGUACUCUCAUCGUCCUCUCUAUAAUUCUGAGGAAACAGUGGACAGGUUUGUGGCAGCAGAUGACACUCUAGUAAUCUCUGGUGGACUCUACGAUGGCCCUCGCAUUUACAACCCCACUAUGACCACUCUGCAUGAUGAGGAAUUCAAUGCCGACCAUCCAUUUCCCUCCCAACCCACCCAAUUUCGACUGGAGUUCAUGAAUGAAGAUGAAGAGAAUAAGUCCCCGGACCAUGGGACUUGUAGCUUUGAAACAUUUCAACCAGUUGGUAAUGAUUCUUAGUCAACCAAAGUGAGGUUCUGAACGUAAUACAUUUUUUCACAAAUGUACUUUAUUUUAAUUUGCUAACAAGGCCAAGUUUCAAAUUGCCAAUUCAGCUAUGACAUACUUUGAUGAGUAAACACAAUGUCAACAAGGACAUGCUAUUCAUUAAAGUAUUUAAUUUCAACACUAUUAAAACAACAAGCUAACAUAUUUAAUGAAAACAACAAAUGGAAGUAGAUAAAUAUAACAUUUUAAAUAAAAAUCAAUUUGACAUCAAAAA